Molecule: messenger RNA, 1758 nt
Organism: Nicotiana tabacum (common tobacco)
Lineage: Eukaryota; Viridiplantae; Streptophyta; Magnoliopsida; Solanales; Solanaceae
Source: RefSeq, a predicted model, not a curated record
AUGGAGUUGCAAAGUCAAAGGGUAGACACGUUACCUAAGGAAAUCCAAGCAGCAAAGUGCCUUGGGGAUUAUCAAGUGGAAGCCCGAAAGGACAGGCCUCAACAGCCUGUCCGAGGAGGAUACAAAGGAGGCCAGCCGAACACUGGUGGCCCUAGCAGAAGAUGUCGUCAUUGCGGCAGACCACAUUGGAAUAAUGAAUGCCCACAUACACAGAUGAACGCCCAUCAAGCUUUUGAGGAUGGGACGGAUGACGAUGCCGAUGAUGCGGACCAGACCGAACCAGUUGGUGCAUUCAAUGCCAUUGUUGGCUCUAUUUCUAAGCCUCUAACAGGAACCAGUACUGGUAUCCACAUGGGUGCUACCCAUAACUACUUAGCCUCAACUCAGGUGGAGCGCCUUGGCCUAGUUGUAGAAAAGGGCAAAGGUCGUGUCAAGGCUAUCAACUCACCACCUCAGCCAGUGGAUAGAAUAGCCAAAGAAGUACCGGUGAAACUUGGCCCUUAUGAAGAAAAGUUCAACCUGCGCGUGGUGAUUAUAGAUGACUUCGAAUUGAUAGUGGGGUUGAAAUUCCUGAGACAGACCAAUACCAUGCCCGCACCGUAUGCAGACUUGCUACUGAUGAUGGGAGAAUAUGGAGCUAAGCCCUGCAUUAUUCCGUGCAUUCCUAUGAAGAUGGCCACUGAGAACAUCUCGGCCUUGCAGUUGAAGAAGGGGCUAAAAAGACAUGAACCCAUGUUCCUGGCUACCCUCUGCCUGGAAGAUAUAGAACGCUCCUCGGGUCCCAUUCAUGCACCCAUGAAGGAGUUGCUUCUGGAAUUUGAAGACAUCAUGCCACAAGACAUGCCAAAGCGUCUUCCUCCUAGGCGAACUGUGGACCAUGAGAUUGAGUUGGUGCCAGGUGAGAAGCCACCUGCCCGGGCGCCAAACACAAUCCAAACACUAGAAGAACACCUAGAGCAUUUGCGGAAGGUCCUAGCCCGAUUGCGGGAGCACGAAUUAUAUGCGAAGCUAUCCAAGUGCUCCUUUGCUCAGAAACAAAUUGACUUCCUCGAACAUGUCAUGGAGGAAGGACGGAUCAAGAUGGACCAGCAGAAGAUUCAGGCCAUCACAGAAUGGCCGCCUCUUGAGGAUAUUCACGCCUUGAGGUCGUUUCUUGGCCUAUGCAACUUCUAUCGGUGUUUUGUGAAAAGUUACUCCCUCGUUGCAGUGCCGCUGACAGAACUUCUCAAGAAGGUCACACCGUGGGAUUGGGGCCCCAAGCGGGCAGAGGCCUUCGACGCAUUGAAAAUGGCUAUGUCUAGUAGCCCAGUCUUAGCCCUCCCUGACUUGGCCAAGCCAUUCGAAGUGCAAACGGAUGCCUCCAUCUAUGCACUUGGUGGAGUAUUGCCACAAGAAGGGCAUCCCGUAGCGUACGAGAGCCGAAAACUGAAGGAUGCAGAGCGGCGCUAUGCCGCCCAUGAGAAAGAAUUAUUGGCUGUCAUUAAUUGCUUACACCUUUGGAGGCAUUAUCUACUGGGCAAGACUCGCCAGUUCUACACCGAAGAUAGUUUCCUGAAAGUGAAAGGGAACCGACUUUAUGUUCCUAAAGGAGGAGAUCUAGAAGGGCUCUUCUGGCGGAAUGCCACGAUACUUUGUGGGCCAGUCAUCCCGAAGGAUAAGCCAGACCGCUUGACACAGGCAGGGCUCUUGGAACCACUGGCUGUCCCAAAAAGACCUUGGGAAAGCAUUUCCCUGGACUUCAUCAUCGGAUUGCCCAAG